AUGAACAAAAUUUUAUUAUCUUUACUUCUUGUCAGUAUUUGUCUCUUUUAAGAGGGUACAAAUUAUUAAAUAUUCAAGAAACCCUCAUAUAACUCGAAAAUGGACUCAGUUUGACCAAUCUUAAAUAACUAAUGACUAUGGAUUUUAACAAAUUAACCUGCUAGACUAAUUUAAUGUAGGUGGGUCAAUAACUAAAGAUGUGGGCUGAACUAUAUCAAGAUGAGAAAGUUAUACAUCAUGAAAUUCGGUUAUUGAGCAAAGCUCAUAAAAUACUAAACUAAUAAAGGUUUGAUAGAUUGAGAAAUACAAGUAAAGUUAAUUUAAUGAUAGACACUUUGCAUAGAGCAAAAAGGAUACUUGCUGCCUUGAGACACAAUACACAUAAGAAAGAACACACAAUUUAUUAGUAAUGGAGAGUGAAUGAGAUCAAGUAAUUGAAACAUUCAAUUUAAUUGUUAUAAUCAUCUACAAGUAUGAAUAUAAGUAAAUUUAUAGGUGAGGACGAUAGCAAAUAGUGUUGUGAUAGGAUUGAAUAGUUAAUCAACAAAUAUUUGGAUCAGAGAAAACAUAUCGCUAAAUAAUGUGGAAAUUCCGAUGUAAUUAAUAUUCUUAAAUUUAGAUAACAAUUAAUAUUAUUAAUGAUGCUGAAGGCAAAAUUUAGGUUGUCAAUAGAAAUUGUCAGGAAAGAGAACCUGAUGUAAAACUAAUAGAGUGGAUUCUAAUGAUAUAGUUAUUGUUGGAUAAUCAUAGUAAUUGAAGAAGGAAGAACAAAAUAUUGUUACUGAAAAAAAAUAAGAACAAGUUGUUGACGAACAUCACGAAUAAAAUGAUACUGUAAUAGAAGAAAUUGCUGAGGAAGAAGAAAUUGGCGAAGAAGAAGUUGAAGAAGAAAUAGAAAUAGAAGAAACAAUCAUUGAGGAAACUGUUACUACGACAACUUCAACUAAAGUUGUGGAAUUAACAAAAGAUGAUACUAAGGAAGUUGUUGAGGGAUAGAUAAUCUCAACUCAAGGUGUAGGAGCAUGUGGAGAAGGUGGUAGAACUUGA
Molecule: messenger RNA, 1047 nt
Organism: Paramecium octaurelia
Lineage: Eukaryota; Ciliophora; Oligohymenophorea; Peniculida; Parameciidae
Source: the annotation of a GenBank genome assembly